This is a messenger RNA of Drosophila hydei, 773 nucleotides long. RefSeq lists its product as uncharacterized. Bases 382 to 639 code for a protein of 85 amino acids. The record is from RefSeq and is a predicted model, not a curated record. The transcript is spliced from 2 exons. Lineage: Eukaryota; Metazoa; Arthropoda; Insecta; Diptera; Drosophilidae.
UUUUUCACUUUUUAAAUAACAGUUAUUUUGUUUCAUCUUCUAAAGCUGGCUGCUAUAAAACUUAGCAACGAAUAUGGUCGUCUCGCUCUAGCACAAGCUGUCUUGACUAACGCUCUAGCAAGGUUUCGCACCAGCUAAAUAACGUCUUUUUGAAUUUGAUGGAAAAUUGAAAUUUAGUUAGAAUUAGUUAAACACAAAGGUUUUAAAUACAUAUUCCUUCCAGAACAUAGACCAUUUUAUACAAAGCAGCCUUUUAUACAGUUGACGUAAGCAGUUACAAAAUUUUCAUUGAAUAAAUUUAAAUAAAAAUAAAAAUAAAAAAAAAACACCAAAAUUAGGGAAAGGCAGAUUAAGUUAAGAGCUGCUGCCCUACGGCUAAACAUGGCUCCCAGCAUAUUUUUUGUGCUGUUCUGGCGGAUUGGAGUGCAUCUGCUGUAUCCCUACAGAUAUACGAAUCGCUCGAUUCAGGAUGCCCUGGGCGAUGAUAAUCUGGUGUGGGUGUCCAGCGAUCGAUGGCAGAACGAGCAAGUAGUCGUCAUGCUGCUGCGCCAGUCGAUCGAAAACUUUCUCAUCUUUAUUCUGAUUAUGGAAAUUAUGCGCUCCAUUCAAGAGGGACGUAACAUGCCUCUAAUGGUAUAAUGUGGCGCCGCAUCGAUAUGGCUUAGAUACGAAUAUUAGUUAUAUUUAUUAAUAUAGUUUUCAAUCUGGCAGCUCACAGUACAUCUUACAGUAGUAAAUCGCUUCGAGUCACUCGACUCUGGGGCAUAUCAUUU